Molecule: messenger RNA, 534 nt
Organism: Cladophialophora yegresii CBS 114405
Lineage: Eukaryota; Fungi; Ascomycota; Eurotiomycetes; Chaetothyriales; Herpotrichiellaceae
Exons: 1
Coding region: 1-534 (177 amino acids)
Biological process (GO): protein histidyl modification to diphthamide
Molecular function (GO): metal ion binding
Source: RefSeq, a predicted model, not a curated record
AUGUCCAGCGAGACACAACCACAUUCCUAUUACGAGGUCCUUCACCUGUCUCGCCAUGACUUCGGAGACCUGUCCAAAGACGACAUCAGAGCCGCAUACCGCCAGGCUCUACUCACACACCAUCCAGACAGGGUUCCUGGUGCCGACAGAAAAGCCGUCUUGAAGGCCAAAUCAGAUAGAGCGCCGGCAUCCCGGUAUACUAUUGAUGAGAUUUUGCUCGCAUACGAGAUUCUUUCUGAUCCGACCAAACGUGCUGAAUAUGAUCGAUUGCUCCAGAACGAUGGUAAGGUCGGCUGGAAACAGGUGAAUGGCCAGAAAGGAACGCAUAUCGGUGUAGAAGCGUUCGAUCUCGAAGAUCUAGCGUACGACGAAGUUGCAAACUCCUGGUUCAAGAGUUGUCGGUGCGGCGACGAGCAAGGAUACAUCUUGACGGAGUCCGACCUGGAGAGAGAGAGCCAGCACGGAGAGCUUUACGUUGGUUGUCGAGGAUGCAGUUUGUUCAUCAAGGUCCAAUUCGCCGUCGAGGAGACAUGA